Molecule: messenger RNA, 1320 nt
Organism: Neospora caninum
Lineage: Eukaryota; Apicomplexa; Conoidasida; Eucoccidiorida; Sarcocystidae
Exons: 2
Coding region: 1-1320 (439 amino acids)
Source: RefSeq, a predicted model, not a curated record
AUGAAAGUGCGGACCAAGGUAAUGCAUUUCUUCCUUCAGGUUGCGGCUGGCGACCAUUGUCCACCUGGGUACUCUGUAUCUAAGUUCGGCACAUGUGAGGCAAGAAAGCAAGUCGGACCCUCUUUGUCUUGCCCUGAGGGAUUUGUGCUUGGCGGCGAGCAAACGAACCCGUACGCAAUUCUAAGCCAAGAGUUUGCGAAGUGCGGAGCAGUUGAAUAUUACCGUGGCAAGGUAUGGUGUCCAGAAGGAUUCUUACCUGCUGGGAUCGAUAUCCCAAAUCUACCUUUCGGCAGCAGCUUGGACGCCUUCGGUACGGUCGACAAGAUUGCGGAAGCAGCGGAAGCUGGUCAGCUGCCUUCAUCACCGCGGUCACUAAAAGCAAGACAGGAUAUGAAUUCUCGGAAAGUGAAGAAGGCGAAAGUUCACAAAGUGGCCGAUGAACUUCGGUCAGUAUUCCCUGACUCCUUCGUAGACGUUCUUUUGCGAAACACGCUCCAGGAGAUGCAGGAUGAAGCAGAAGUGGGUGAGAGAGAUGAGGGAGAAACGCGACAACGCGAAUCUGGGAAGGUCGACGGAAGAAACGAAGUGAAUCACACGGAACAACCAAUGGACAACGAAGAGAAGGGCAAAACUCAAGCUGACGAGGCGGAGGAGGAUCUGGAUGAGGAUAUCUGGAUUGUAGACGACACAGAAACUGACACGGAGGUGGAUUCUGAACCGGAUGACAACUCUGGUUUCCACAAAAACGAAAGUCCGCAGUCUCGUGCAGACAGAGCCUGGCUCCACUCUCAGGGAACACAAUCAGCCACCGACCAGCCGGUUACAUCUAAAAUAACCAGUGAAGGAUCUUCUGGCAGUUUGGAUUUUCUCGGCACAGAAACCAUGUUUAAGCAAACGCAAUUGCCAGGGAGCAUUUCUGUUGCAAACACGCCUACUAAUGUGUCUGCGGAAAGACAGCACGGUACCAGUGAAAGUCUGAGCAGGGACGGGGAGGCAAUCGGUCUGCCAGGUAGAGACAGCAACUGGGAACUGCGACGUAAAAGAAGAAUGCAAGAGCCAAGAAAAGUUUCUGAAGGAGCCCAGGCUACGCCCGACCUCAUAAUGCAGCUGGAGGCGAAGAUACCCCCUGGAGGCGCCUGCGUUCAUCUUGUCGGAGUGUUCGAAGCUCACUGCGACAAAAUUGAAUGUCAUGGCGCCAUAAUGAAGAAAAUCCAUAAGAUUGUCUACGACUGGGUUGACUAUCGCCUGAGGGUGGACAUAAGGCAGGUUGACAUGUUCAUUCCUAAUGGAAAAGAUUUCCGACGAACAACGCCUGGUUAG